Messenger RNA from Drosophila gunungcola (fruit fly), 622 nucleotides. It is a transcript of the gene MED9, whose product is annotated as mediator of RNA polymerase II transcription subunit 9. Gene Ontology annotation, biological process: regulation of transcription by RNA polymerase II. Gene Ontology annotation, cellular component: mediator complex. Lineage: Eukaryota; Metazoa; Arthropoda; Insecta; Diptera; Drosophilidae. Gene Ontology annotation, molecular function: transcription coregulator activity. Bases 48 to 482 code for a protein of 144 amino acids. The record is from RefSeq and is a predicted model, not a curated record. The transcript is spliced from 3 exons.
UAAGGUCCCACUGAUUGCGACGCUGGAAACUCGAUUCGCCUUUUUUUAUGAUGGAAUUGUCGCCAAACAACCAGAUCGAGGACAGAAAACCCAUCCUAACCGCCGACGGCCUGGUGCAGACUUCGAACUCCCCCUUCGAGCCGACCAUAUCGCAGGAGACGCAGACGUCCAACGGAAUCGGCGGACAGUGCCAGUUGACGGUGGACCAGUUGGACAUUGAGAUUCUGCCGAUAAUCUACGACAUUGUGCGCUGCGUGGAAAAGGAUCCUUUGGAGAACGCCGUGAAGCUGCGCGAGUCCCAGGAUUGCAACCACAAGAUCUUUGAGCUGCAAAAACGAUUUGAGUCCGCCCGCGAGCAGAUCCGCCAGCUGCCCGGCAUCGAUUUUAACAAGGAGGAGCAGCAACAGCGAUUGGAACUGCUGCGCAACCAGCUGAAGCUCAAGCAGCAGCUGAUCCGCAAGUACAAGGACACGGAGUUCUAGACGGGAUUAGGGAGCGAAAGAACACGGCAAGAUGGUGCUGCGUACUGCUGAUGCGCUACCUGGCCAACAACGAGCAGCUCAUCCAGCGCAUGGCGGAUAGCUAUCCCAUGCGACGCGCUGCCCAGUUGGCCGUUUCCCUA